Molecule: messenger RNA, 5172 nt
Organism: Xyrauchen texanus (razorback sucker)
Lineage: Eukaryota; Metazoa; Chordata; Actinopteri; Cypriniformes; Catostomidae
Product: neprilysin-like
Exons: 23
Coding region: 229-2550 (773 amino acids)
Biological process (GO): amyloid-beta clearance; protein processing
Cellular component (GO): plasma membrane
Molecular function (GO): metalloendopeptidase activity
Source: RefSeq, a predicted model, not a curated record
UUUCCCCAGAUGUUUGCUUUAGGCGCGCCAAAUAAUAACUGCAUGUGACACGAGGACAUCCCGCUGUCGCGCGGUAACAGGUAGUCAAGGGAACUGACAUCACCGAAUUUCAAAUCGAUAUCAUAGGAACCCAGAAUAGCAUACUCUUAAAAAAUAAAUAAAAAAUUGAUCGUCCGCUGGAGUGACACGCUCUCUGGAAAGAGGGCAUCUUUCUCACGGAUUUGAUGGAUGUUUGAUCGGUUGGUGAUGCCCAUUUAUAUCAUCGACCGCAAAUUUCCAGAGACACCUGGUGAGUUUCUACAAGCUGCCCCAGAGGGACAGCAGACCAUGGCCGACAAUAACACCCAGAAAAAAAAGCCCCAUUGGACCUCACUGGAGAUUGGUCUCCUGACGAUUGUAUCUUUACUCUUUGUCAUUAUUGUGGCUCUCAUCAUCCUCUUCAUCACACAGAGUGGCAAAGAUGGAGUUUGCGUAACAGCUGACUGCACACAGUCAGCAUCCCGCCUUAUUGAGAACAUGGAUUCCAAUGUGAAUCCGUGCGAAAACUUCUACCAGUACGCCUGUGGUGGCUGGCUUAAGAAGAACAUCAUACCUGAGACAAGUUCACGUUACAGCACCUUUGACAUCCUCAGAGAUGAACUGGAGGUGGUACUCAAAGGGGUGCUGGAAAAAGAGAACAGUGGAAGCAGCAGCUCAUUGGCCAAGGCCAAGAUUCUCUACAGGUCCUGCACCAAUGAGAGCCUCAUUGAACAGAGAGGUGGGACGCCUCUUCUUAAAAUGCUGCCAGAUGUCUUUGAGUGGCCAAUAGCAACAGAUGAUUGGGACACCACCUAUGGACUUAAUUGGAAAGCAGAGGAUGUCAUUGCCAAACUGAAUGAGAAAUAUGGAAAGCAAGUCCUAGUUAGCUUUUUUAUCGGUACAGACGACAGAGACUCCAAUGCACACAUCAUUCAUUUUGACCAGCCAAGUCUUGGCCUCUCCUCAAGAGACUACUAUGUGUGCACUGGGCCCUAUGAGGAGGCCUGUGUGACAUAUGAGAACUUCAUGACUGACUUGGCGAAGCUUAUCCGAACUGACCGGCAGCUGGAAGUUAAUGACACUAAUAUCAGACAAGAGGCUUCCCGGGUGAUGAUGAUGGAAAAGGAAAUUGCUAAUGCAACAGACACACCAGAAGACAGAAACAACCCAGUUCUACUUUAUAACAAGAUGCCUUUGGAGACCAUGAACACCAAUUUCACCCUAGAUAUUAAUUCCAGGGUGUUCAACUGGACGCACUUCACUAACAAGAUCAUGGACACAGUUGGCGUUCCCGUUACAGACAGUGAGAAGGUUAUUGUGUAUGCCCCUAACUACUUAAAGAGGCUCAACCCUGUCCUUGCCAAGUACACUAAGAGGGACAUUCAGAACUACAUGGUGUGGCGCUUCAUAAUGAAUCUGGUUGUCGGUCUGGGUAGGCCAUACAGGGAGACCAGGAAAGCCUUCAGAAAGGCUAUCUAUGGGACCAGCUCUGAAGCAGCGGUUUGGAGGCAGUGUGCCAUCUACGUAAACAACAACAUGGAAAAUGCUGUGGGGAGAUUGUAUGUGGAGGAAGCCUUUGCUGGAGAUAGCAAAGGAAUGAUGGAUGAGAUGAUCGCUAACAUCAGAGAGGUGUUUGUAAGUAACCUGGACGAUCUAGCUUGGAUGGACGCUGAAACUAAGAAAGCUGCAGAGGAGAAGGCACGCGCAAUCCGAGAAAGAAUUGGCUUUUCAGAAAACAUCAUGAAUGACACAUACCUAGACCAGGAGUACCAAGAUUUAAGCUACAAUGGAGAUGAAUACUUUGAGAACAUUCUGAAGAAUUUGGAAUUUGGUCAGAAGAAACGGCUGAAGAAAUUAAGAGUAAAUGUGAACAAACAAGAGUGGAUUACAGGAGCUGCUGUGGUCAAUGCAUUCUACUCAUCUAGUAGAAACCAAAUAGUAUUUCCUGCAGGUAUUCUUCAGCCUCCAUUCUUUGGUAAAGGUCAGCCCUGGUCUCUGAACUACGGAGGCAUUGGCAUGGUCAUUGGACACGAGAUCACACAUGGUUUUGAUGACAAUGGACGUAAUUUUGACAAAGACGGUGACCUCAAAGACUGGUGGACUCCAUCUUCGACUCAGAAGUUCCAUGAGCUUUCGAAAUGCAUUGUGGACCAGUAUAGGAGCUUCUCUUGGGACUUGGCGAAUGGACAAAAUCUAAAUGGGAAUAAUACCCUUGGUGAGAACAUUGCUGACAAUGGGGGUAUUCGCCAGUCUUAUCAAGCCUACCAGAACUAUGUGAAGAAACAUGGAAAGGAAGCUCCUCUGCCUGGAAUUGACCUCAGUCAUGAGCAACUUUUUUUCCUUAACUUUGCACAGGUUUGGUGUGGAACACACAGACCUGAACAUGCUGUCAACUCAAUCAAAACUGACGUCCACAGUCCAGGGAAGUUCAGAGUCCUUGGAUCAUUACAGAACUUUCCAGAGUUUGCCAACGCCUUUCAGUGCCAGAAACACAACUACAUGGUGCCUGAGAAGAUUUGCCGGGUGUGGUGAUGACUCUUGGGACAAAAGAUGAGGGUUUAUUUGAGGACCUGUGGUCCGUAGACCCUCUCACCUCUCUGUUGACUCUUAGACCACUGUGGCAGAAGCCGAGAAAUGUUCGACACAGGGUAAGCUAGGGUCGCUAUGCUCAACUCCACCAGUGAACUUGAGCCAUUUAUGGACAGUGGGAACUGUCUCGAUUCACUCCUAAAAGCAACAGCCAAUUUUUUUUAUUUUAGUCAGUGCAAUCUUUACUCAAUCCAUGGCUCUUACUGUUUGUAUUCACUAUGACAAAUCUAAAGUGACAACUAUGUAAGUAGAGAUACUGUCAACAUUUUGUAUCACUUUUUGUUAAUAUCAAGUAAAACUGUGAAUUGGCUAUAUUAGUUGCAUUCUGUAUAGGCCUUUACAUAUUUAUCACAAUACCAGUAUUACUCCACUGCUUGUACCACCACUGUUCAACCAGAAUAGAUUAUGUAUGAUGCUACCCAGAUAUGCCAAGAAUUGUAUGUAUAAUACUAUGGGAGUUAACUGAUAUUUCAGUGAAUUACCAGGAAAUUAUUGAACUCUGUAUUAAUUUAUCUGAAAACAAGCAAACAAUCAAAUUUUUAUUCAUCACAGUGUAAAUUAAAAAUAUGUAGAUUCAUUUGUAAUUUCUGUCAAUGGAUUUUCCAUAGAAAAUGUCAUAAUAUAAUAAAUGAUUAACUGAGAACAUGAACAAUCGAUAACAUUUACAGCAAAUCAGACACUGAAUUUUUGAUCUGAAAAUCCCAAACUGUCAAAUGACAUGUCUUGUGACAGCAGAAGAACAGAAGUUAUGAAAUUCAAAUGUAUUUGAGUGUACUUGUGCGAUGGUCUACAUUUUUGGUUAAGUUUUUUUUUUUUUCCAUUGUAUAUGCUAGCCUUGACAUUUGCUUGUAUGAAUGGGUGUGGAAGUGACAAAUAAUCUGCAGGCUGUCUGCCGUGAUUGACUAAAAGCCUUAAAAUGAGUUAUUGAUGUUGUCAUAUGAAGUACAGGUUACAUUAGUCAUACUGAGAUCAGUCCAUGCACACAAUAAAUAUUUAUGCCAAAGAUUUUAACACUUACCCUCGCUCUGUAAUCUAGAAAAUGUUCUAUGGUAGUUUCCGAACUGCUGGUCCAAACACACCCUUCAUAACCUCAUAAGCAAUGACACAUACUGCCAAAAUUAAUGCUACUCUUUUCUUUUACUUCAUUUAUAAAAAUGUAUAUGAUUGUAUUAGUGAUAUUGUUAGUGAUCAGGUAACUAUGUAUUUUACAUGAGCCAAACAAAUUUUUUUUCAAGGGCAUUGGGAUAUUGUAAGCUAAAACAUGAACCACAAAAAAAUUAUUUUUUAUGUUUGUCUUGUUUUUCAGCAAAAAUAUCUAAACAUACAUAUAACAAGAUACAUUUACUUGAAAAUCAAAUUGACAUAAGAAAUAAAAUCUUGCAUUCAGUGAAAUCCAAGAAAAUGUUGUGAGAUUUAUACUUAAAAAUGCCAAUGAGAUACAUUUUGUUAGAUUUUUCUGCAAACAAGACUUAAUAUCUUUCCAUUUUGAUCCUCAAUAUCUUGUUUUACAGGACUAGUUCACCAAAAAAUAAAAAUGAUCUCAUCAUUUACUCACCAUCAUGCCAUGACAGAUGUAUGUCUUUCUUUCUUCUGAAGAACACAAAUUUAGAUUUUUAUAAGAAUAUCUCAGCUUAGACGGUCCAUACUAUGCAAGUGAAUGGGUGCCAAAAUUUUGAUGAUCCAAAAAUCAGAAAUUUGUCUUGGUGACAGGAGCUUCCAGUGUACAACAAUACAAAAACAAUACAAAAAGCACCUAAAGGUAGAAUAAAAGUAAUCAAUAUGACUCCAGUGGUUAAAUCCAUAUCUUCAGAAGUGCUAUGAUAGAUGUGGGUUAGAAACAGAUAAAUAUUUAAGUCAAUUUUUGCCAGAAAUUCUUCUUCCUGCCCUGUAGGGUGUAUGAAGAAUUUGAAAGUUAAAGUUGGGAUUGACUGAGCAGUGAGGAUAAUUUAUAGUAAAAAUGAACUUAAAGAUGUAUCUGUUUCUAAUUCACACCUAUCAUAUCACUUCUGAAAAAAAAUAUUUAAAGACUGGAUUCAUAUUGAUUACUUUUAUACUGAUGUAUGUGAUUUUUGGGGCUUAAAAAUUUUGGCACCCAGUCACUUGCAUUGUAUGAACCAAACGAGCUGAGAUAUUCUUCUAAAAAUCAUAAUUUGUGUUCAGCUGAUGAAAGAAAAUCAUACACAUCAUGGCAUAAGGGUGAGUAAAUGAUGAUAGAAUUUUCAUUUUUGGGUGAACUAUCCUUUUAAGGAUGAUAAGAUAAAAAUACAGAUUUUGCAGGGUGAAACAUUAUUUUAAGGAACUUAUCUGGAAAGCUCCUCUGUGAGUCAACAUUAAGCAUCAAAAUGCUACUGUUUAUUAUUUUCUGUUUUGUUCAUUUCUAUCCAUUUGUAUCCUGAAAGUUGUAUUAGUACUUUAAAGUUUGUGAACACUGCUUAUCUGAUAAAAAAAUCUAUACUUUCACCAAAAUCCAUCUCAACCACUCCACAGACAGAUAUACCUCAGAUGCCUGUAUUAAGAUACAUUGUAAUAAGCAUCAUUGAAAGCGAAAUUUGUUUUAAUAAAUUG